Trichomycterus rosablanca is the source of this 1965-nucleotide messenger RNA. RefSeq names its product leucine zipper and CTNNBIP1 domain containing (gene lzic). Bases 235 to 807 code for a protein of 190 amino acids. The record is from RefSeq and is a predicted model, not a curated record. Lineage: Eukaryota; Metazoa; Chordata; Actinopteri; Siluriformes; Trichomycteridae. The transcript is spliced from 6 exons. Gene Ontology annotation, molecular function: beta-catenin binding.
UAACAGCUGAGUGGAAUAGUGGUUAUAUUAGUAAUUAAAAUGUAUUUUUAGUAAUUAAAAUCACUUUAUGUGUGGUUUAACUAUACAAGUAACGAUAAGCUGUAUAAAUGUUACCUAGAACUGAGCAUGUACAUGUAGUUUGACUGAUCCUGGUUUGUAAGUGGAGUUAUACAUACAUACAUUAUUGGAAGUGAUACUUGUUGGAAGAGAGAGAGAGAGAGAGAGAGAGAGAGAAUGGCUUCUCGGGGUAAAUCAGAAACUGGUAAAUUAAAGCAGAACAUGGAGGAGCAGCUGGACAGAUUGAUGCAGCAGCUUCAGGAUUUGGAGGAGUGCAGAGAGGAGCUUGAUGAGGAGGAAUAUGAAGAAACAAAAAAAGAGACGCUGGAGCAGCUGAGCGAGUUUAACGAUUCCCUGAAGAAGCUUAUUGCCGGAAACAUGACCCUUGUUGAUGAAUUAGGAGGGAUGCAGCUUGCAAUACAAGCUGCCAUCAGCCAGGCUUUCAAGACCCCUGAAGUUAUUCGACUGUUUGCAAAGAAGCAGCCUGGCCAAUUACGAACAAGACUAGCAGAGAUGGACCGUGAUGUGAUGGUAGGAAAACUUCCCAAAGAUGUGUACACUCAGCAGAAAGUGGAGAUCCUCACAGCUCUGAGAAAACUUGGUGAGAAGCUUACGAGUGAGGAUGAAGCAUUUCUCACGGCAAAUGUCAGUUCCACUCUCAGCCAGUUUGAGAAGGUUACAGCGAACUUGGGCUCUGAGGAUAAGAUCAUGGCCCUAGCUAGUUCUGGAGUUGAGAAGACCCAGACCUAAGCUUUCACUUAGGUCCUGAUGGAGAGUUAUGUAAAUGCUGUUAGAAGUUAUUUUAAAUGUGUUUUUAAUGUGAUGUCUAGUUUACCAAUUGAUUUACACUUUUUUGACAAUUUUUAAUAAUAGUCCUUUUUAAAUACAUUAUUAUUUAACUGGUUUAAACCCAAUUAUCUACAAAAUAUGGAAAUGUUUUUUAAAUGUUUUUUAAUUAUUUUGGUACUGCAAUGCCAAAUCUAAAAGAUCAGAUCAAAUACACAGUAGGUACUUUUGCUGUUAUAUGUCAAUGAUUGUUUUUCAGAUAGUGGCUUCAAUGAAGAAUGUAUUAUGUUGUUUUUUAUGUGGAUUUUUAAACAAAUGUUAACCACAACUCACCACCUGUAUAGCCAGAAAACCACUGCCAUUAUCCAAUGUAGAUCCAGUGUAAUGUCUUCAACAUUUUAUAUAAAGCAAAAUCCUUCCAGACUAUUGAAUUUUCUAUCAUACACUAUUCCAUCUUUUGACAUACACUUACAUUUUUCUCAGUACAGCCUUGGUUCUUUAAGGCAUGGUAUUGGUAACAUUCCUUUGAGAUGCUUGCUGUUAACAACAAAUUCUGACCCUGUGGCAGCAGAAAUUAAGCAUCGUCAGACCAGACGAUUUUUUCCUAUCUUUAAUUGCCCCGUUUCAGUGAUAUUGUGCCCACUGUAGCCUCUUUUUCCUGUUCUUGUCUAACAGAAGUAGAACUUGGUGUAGAGUAGAACAUUUCUCUGCUGAUGUAGCCAUCAACUUUAUUUUCUCUUUUUUGUAAAGAGAUCUGCUGCUUUUUUGCAUUAUUCUGCGUACACUCUAGCGACUGACACUUUAAACACAUUUCCCCCCUGUGGAAUAAUAAAAUGCUAUCUUAUCUUAUCUUAUCUUAAAUGCAGCACCAGCAUCCAUGCCAUGUUCAAAAUCCCUCAGAUCACAUUUUCUCCAUUCUGAUAUUUAUUGUAAACAUUUAUUGUAAACAUUUAUUCAAGCUUCCUGACCAUAUCUGUAUGAUUGUAUGCAUUGCACUGCCGUCACAUCAUUGGUUGGUCAGAUACUGACCACAUAUAAUUGAGCAUGUGUACUAGUGUUCCAAAUGAAACAGCCCACAAGUAAACAUUUUAAAAUGUCUACAGUAAAGUCAUUUAAACAAAA